Molecule: messenger RNA, 847 nt
Organism: Cuscuta europaea
Lineage: Eukaryota; Viridiplantae; Streptophyta; Magnoliopsida; Solanales; Convolvulaceae
Source: the annotation of a GenBank genome assembly
AAAUAACUCCUCUCUUUAUCUCCCUUUCUCCACUUUUUUCUUUUCUUUUCUUGUUUCUUCAUUUCAAAAGUUCUCACUUUUUUUGCAGAUCUAAAUCCGCACUGAAAAAUAGGAGUCACAAUUGAAUCUACUUUGCUCUCUCAAAUAUUAUUCAUGAGAUCUAAAUCCGCACAGAAAAAUAGGACUCACAAUUGAAUCUACUUUGCUCUCUCAAAUAUUAUUCAUGAGAUAAUUUGUCAAACAAGGAAGAGAGAAGAAGUGUGAAAUUUAUUUUAGACAUACCCAAAAAAGAAAGUGUGAAUUUCAUUUGAGAAUUGAGAGGGGAGUAUAUAUCUACAAUCUGAUAGUAAUGGUGGUGGAAGGAUCGUGACCCACGGGAUACUCUCUCUAAUUUCUCUAGGAUCCUCCCAAAUAUGAUGAAUCAUUUGUCUUCCACUUCAUUAAGUAUCUGUUCCUUCCUCGAUCCAGACACGGUCCUCUAAAGGGAUUGAUGAGAGGAACUGAUGCUGUUAUCCGCGCCGCUUUUGAUUGGUUGAAUAGAGAAGAAACGCAAACUAGAGUAAAAGGUGGGACCCCACCAUUUCAGUAUGCCGAAUCUGCGAGAUCGGGUACAAAACUGGGAGUAGUACUAGCUACCCUAGCUAGGAUGGCUAUGGCAGUCAAAGUUGUUUCUGGAUACAGAAAGGGUACGACCUUCCUGCAUCGCCACCCAGUUUUAGGGAUUCCCUCAGUCCUCAGUUAUCUAUACAUCAGACUAUCAUUUUCUUUUCACUGCAUUGACUUGUACUAUGAACAGAUUUUUGCGCACUUAUUUAUAUAUGGAGGAUAUGGUUUUCCAUUGCCGGAU